Vigna angularis (adzuki bean) is the source of this 1420-nucleotide messenger RNA. RefSeq names its product transcription factor HHO5. The transcript is spliced from 5 exons. Bases 51 to 1178 code for a protein of 375 amino acids. The record is from RefSeq and is a predicted model, not a curated record. Gene Ontology annotation, biological process: regulation of DNA-templated transcription. Lineage: Eukaryota; Viridiplantae; Streptophyta; Magnoliopsida; Fabales; Fabaceae. Gene Ontology annotation, molecular function: DNA binding; DNA-binding transcription factor activity.
CUCUUCUUCUUUACACCUUCCUUCGUUAUCAUCUCAAAUCAGGGUAUGGUAUGGUAGUUUGUGAUUUGUGGGAGCAUACUCUCGCUCACAGAAAAUCACCCAAUUCCACUCAACAACAUUCCAGCGCUUUCAUGGAGCUCAGCUUGGACUUGAGUUUGGGCUUUGUUCCCAAACCCAUUUCCCUCUUUUUUGCCGAUGUUUCUGGCAACAGAGACAAGACCGACAAAGUUGCCACGCUCGACGGCUUCGUGCAGAGGUUGGAGGACGAAUUGAGGAAAGUUGAGGCCUUCAAACGCGAGCUUCCUCUCUGUAUGCUCCUCCUAAACGAUGCUAUCGCCAGAUUGAAGGAGGAAAAAGUAAAGUGUUCAGUACUGCAAGAUCCGCCUACCAAUGAACAGUUUGUGCCACCGAAAACCAAUUCUGGGGGAAGCGAAAAUGAAAAAUGUGAGAAGAAGAAUUGGAUGAGUUCAGCUCAGCUUUGGAGCACUCAGAAAAUCAAAUCGACGAAUGAGGACGGUGACAGGUCUGUGCCACAGAAUCCAAUUAAUGGGAAUUGGUGUGCCCCGAGGAAGGAGAGUUCACAAAUUCCGAGCUUUAGUUUGAUGGGUCACGCAUCUGAACUGAGUCAUAGCAAUUCCAAGAGUGUAUGUGGAGAUACUAGUUCUGGCUCUUCUUUGCUUCGUGUUGAGGUACAGAGCCAGCCCCAACCGCCGCAACAUAUGCAGCAGAAUUCAAGGAAACAGCGGCGGUGCUGGUCACCGGAGCUGCACCGGCGUUUUGUGGAUGCUCUUCAACAACUUGGUGGAGCACAAGUGGCCACCCCUAAACAGAUUAGAGAACUGAUGCAGGUGGAUAGCCUGACAAAUGAUGAAGUGAAAAGCCAUUUGCAAAAAUACAGGCUUCAUGUUAGGAGAUUCCCAGUUUCAUCAGUUGGGCAGGCUGAUAAUGGGUCAUGGAUGGGACAAGAUGAAUGUGGGGAUAAAUCAAAGGGAAACUUGUCACAGUCUGGUUCUCCUCAAGGUCCUCUGACACCUCUCCUGCUAGGAGGAGGAGGGUCUGCUAAGGGUAUCUCAAGCCCUGGACGGAACAGUGUGGAUGCAGAAGAUGAGCAAUCAGAUUGCAGGAAUUGGAAAGGAGGGCUGCACCAGCACCUUGAAGCUGAUAACCAGAGCCUCUAAAAUUUUGCAGAUAAUGAGAAUAAAAUACAUAGACGAUGAAGACCCUGAAUUUGACAACAUAAGAAUAAUAGAUCUAACACAUAGAACAAUAGGGAUCAACUUUAUCCUACCAUUAUUUUAAACUGUUUGGUAGAGAGCCAAUGAGGUUUUUUUGCAGAUUUUUCAAGUUUCUUUUUCUUCUUUAAAACUCGGUAUAGUUUGUAUGGAGCUUUAAUUUUAAUGGGCAAUUUUCAUAGAUCAAA